This is a messenger RNA of Hyaena hyaena (striped hyena), 3397 nucleotides long. It is a transcript of the gene KLHL38, whose product is annotated as kelch like family member 38. The record is from RefSeq and is a predicted model, not a curated record. The transcript is spliced from 4 exons. The coding region runs from base 398 to 2182 and encodes 594 amino acids. Gene Ontology annotation, molecular function: protein binding. NCBI's taxonomy places the organism in Eukaryota, Metazoa, Chordata, Mammalia, Carnivora, Hyaenidae.
UUCUUUCCUGAAGUUCUAGAAAACUGUGAAAGUGCCGUUAGCAUAAACAAAUCCAGAACUCUCCCAGGACAAAACAUCUGCCAACUGAAGGAAAGGCCUGGGUUUAUGGUCUCACUCGGAUCCAGAGGUGAAAGCUCUCCGGAGGGGCCAGCCGGACCAGUCAUCGUCAGCGGAUGUCACUGCAGCAAAUGAAGGUUAUCUGAAGAUGCUAUUUGCCUAUUACCUUUGAGAAUAAUCACGACUAAAAAGAGAGGUGUUGGCUGUGAGGCCUCUGGUGUAGGUGGCCUCUCUUUCCACUCUUCACUAAGCAACUUUCUUGGCAAUAUCCACAAGCAUCUUGGUGAAUAGACAUAGAUGCUAUAAGCCUUGGAGCCAACACAGCUAAAGCGUUCAGCACAUGCUUCCCCUUGAGACCUCUCCCCUUCCUUGUAGGAUGGACGAGGAGUUGACAGAUGAGCUGCUCUUCAAAGACCAUGACUUCUCCUCUGACUUAUUGAGGCAGCUCAAUGGCUUAAGGCAAAACAGGAUGCUGACUGAUGUGAGCAUCUGUACUGGGACCUGGGAGGUCCCCUGCCACCGAAGUGUGCUGGCCUCCAGCAGCCCUUACUUUAGGGCCAUGUUCUGCAGCAACUUCCGGGAGAGAAGCGAGGCCAAAAUCCAGCUGAGGGGCAUCGACCCCCCGACUCUGGACCAAAUCAUCUCAUAUGUGUAUACUGGGGAGGUUCACAUCACAGCCGAGAACGUCCUGCCCUUGAUGGAGGCAGCUUCCAUGCUACAGUAUCCCAAACUUCUGGAGGCCUGCUCCUCUUACCUCCAGAGCCAGCUGACCCCCAGCAACUGCCUGGGCAUGAUCAGACUGUCUGAAAUCUUAAGUUGUGAGAGCCUCAAGAAGAAAGCGAAGAAGGUGGCCCUGACGUGUUUUCCAGAGGUGGCUGCAUCGGCCGACCUGAAGGAGCUCUGCGCCUUGGAAUUAAGAGACUAUCUGGGGGACGACGGGCUCUGUGCGGAGGAGGAAAAGGUGUUUGAGGCCCUCAUGGUUUGGAUCAAGCAUGACCUCCAGGCCCGGAAACGACACAUGCAGGAGCUGUUCAAGCAGGUCAGGCUUCAGUACAUCCACCCGGCCUUCUUCCACCAUUUCAUCGCCAACGAUGCCCUCCUUCAGUCCUCGCCCUCAUGCCAGACCAUCCUGGAGACAGCCAAGAGGCAGAUGUUUGCUUUGCACAGUGCCACCAGUGCCCCAGACCUCCAGCCUUCAUGGCAUGUCCCCCCAAGAACCUCUUACCAAGAUUUCCUCAUCCUCUUGGGUGGAAGGAAGGACAGCCAGCAGACCACCAGGGAUGUUCUGCUCUACAACAGACAGACUGGCCAGUGGCACAGCCUCGCCAAACUCCCAACCCGGCUGUACAAGGCCUCAGCCGUCACCUUGCACCGUGGCAUCUAUGUGCUGGGAGGCAUGGCCAUCGGCGCGGGGAAGAACACACCCAGCCACAAUGUCUAUAUCUACUCCCUGAAGCUCAAUCAGUGGAGGCUGGGACAGCCCAUGCUGGUCUCCCGCUACUCACAUAGAAGCACUGCCCAUAAGAACUUCAUCUUCUCCAUUGGAGGGAUUGGAGAUGGGCAGGAGGUCAUGGGCUCCAUGGAGAGAUACAACAGCAUCUUGAACAUCUGGGAGAGUAUGGCCAGCAUGCCCGUGGGGGUUCUCCACCCUGCAGUCGCUGUGAAAGACCAAAGGCUCUAUCUUUUUGGGGGAGAGGACAUCAUGCAGAAUCCUGUACGCCUUAUCCAGGUUUAUCACAUUUCCAGAAACACAUGGUUCAAAAUGGAGACAAGGAUGAUCAAGAAUGUGUGCGCCCCUGCAGUGGUGCUGGGGGAGCGGAUUGUCAUCGUGGGAGGUUACACGAGGAGGAUUCUUGCUUAUGACCCUCAAUCCAACAAAUUUGUCAAGUGUGCGGACAUGAAAGACCGGAGGAUGCACCAUGGGGCCACAGUGAUGGGGAACAAGCUCUAUGUAACGGGUGGGCGGCGGUUGACCACAGACUGCAACAUUGAGGACUUGGCCUCCUUUGACUGCUACGACCCUGAGACGGACACCUGGACAUCCCAGGGACAGCUUCCUCACAAACUCUUUGAUCACGCCUGCCUCACUCUCCAGUGCAUACCCUACACUCCCGCCUUCUCAUGAAGUCGGCAAGAAACCACUGGUCUUGGUCAAGAUGCUUUCUGUUGCAAGGGACAGAAACGCAACUCCCAGGAGCUUAAACCUAAAAGGAGGCCAGAAGUGCCCAUAGGUCUGAAAUUUCCAGAACCUGGAGGCCUGGAACCAGGCAUAUUGUUGGCCAGAACUCUCUGUCUCUCUCUGUCUCUCCACACCUCAACCCUGUCUCCCUCGCUUUCUCUCUCUCCCUUUCUUUCUCCUCACUUUCCCUCCUUCUCUACCUCAUCUCUACUAGACUUCAUUCUACAAACAAGCUUCUUGAUCCACAAAGUAUGAAGACAACGGCAACUGAUAAACUCAGACUCAUGUUUUCUAACUUCGCAUCUUCAAGAGAGAACUCUACCAUUAUCCAUAUAUCAACCCUGAAAGUACUCCUAGUUGGCCAUUUUUUAAUUCCAUGCCUUCCUCUUGAGCCAAUCACUGUUUCCAGGGCUUGUGCUACUGUGUAAUCCCAGAUCAUGUCCCUACAGGCUGAGGUCAUGUUAACUGUUAUCAUUGACAGUUCAUACACUGCACAUGAUGAGAUAGAGGCAGUUUCCCCAAAGGAAAACCACAUCUGCCAAGGCCAUCAUGGAAAUCCAGAACAAAAUGGCUGAGAGACCCGAAAGAGUCCCUAGAAUCACGUGAUCCAGGUGGCAGUGUGAGACAUUGGCUAUGGCCCUGUUUCUUUGCAUUCUAUGGAUGUAGUACAUUGGGAUUCCAGGAAAAUAUGUGCAAUUCAGUUUCAAGGGUUUGCAAAAUUAUCUAUGCUGCCAGAAUAAAGUUUGUUUUUAGUGCCAAAGGAUGUUUUUCUCCAGCCUCUAGGGAGCUAUAAACCUGCAGAAUUAAUCAGGAUUUUCAUUUUGGUAAAUGUUAUGAGAAUUGCUCUUCCGAGGCAAGCCAACAAAUUCCUUCACAGAUUCCAGCAAUUAAUUGCCCUCUUCAUGCCAGGGCUGAAUAUCCCCUCACCCUCUUUAUCUCAAAGUUCGUCACAAGCUGGCUCAGUUCCAAGCUCAAGAAUAGACUGAAGAUCACCUGGGAAGGUGUUUGAAAAUAGGACUGGGCCCCAUUGAAGAGGGACAGCAGGGAUUCUCAGAGGUGGAGUCUGGUCAUUGUAAUGUGCAGUCAGGAUUAAGAUCCACCAUCCUGGGGCAUUUGGGUGGCUUAGUCCAGGAAGUGACCAACUCUUGAUUUUGGCUCAUG